AUGAAAAAGAGCAUUGACCACUCAAAAGAUAUAUUAAAUAUUGAUCAUGUUAAACUCUUUUAUCUUUUUGCAGCUGAUAGAUAAGACAUUAAUUGUAUUUUAUCACAGUUAAAAAUUGGUCUAUUAUGCAAUUAAGAAUUAAUAGGAGAAUUGGAAUGUGAGUUAGGGGGUUUCAAAAGUUCCUAAGUUACAAUCAAAGAGUAUUUGAAGUAUUUUUCAGGAAUUUAAAUUAAAUAAAUUUUAUCAUGGUCAACUGAUUUGAGCAUUGGGUUAGUCGAAAGUUAACAAGGAAGUAUAAAUGUAGAGAGAAUCAAAUUAUAAAAAUAAGGAUUAAUUUAUUUGCCAAAUAUUGAUUAUUAUUGUAGCGAACCAUUACCAUAAGAAUGGAUGAAUUAAUUUGAAAAAAGGAAAAAAAAUAAUAUUAACUAAAUUGUAAAUAAUAGCACAACUUUUGCAAUAUCUGAUGUUUCCAAUAUUUUGGAUCAUUCAAGAGUCUAUUAAACCAAGCAUCCAUCAAAAAAAAGUUGUACUGCAACUUCGACUGUCCCAAACAAAUUGGAUUAAUCUUCAGUCUUGUAUUCUGAUCUAUUAGAAUAUGAAAAAGACACAGAUAAAAUACUUAAUUUUGAUUAUUGA
Paramecium tetraurelia is the source of this 636-nucleotide messenger RNA. RefSeq lists its product as uncharacterized. NCBI's taxonomy places the organism in Eukaryota, Ciliophora, Oligohymenophorea, Peniculida, Parameciidae. The record is from RefSeq and is a predicted model, not a curated record. The transcript has 2 exons.